Molecule: messenger RNA, 2178 nt
Organism: Penicillium samsonianum
Lineage: Eukaryota; Fungi; Ascomycota; Eurotiomycetes; Eurotiales; Aspergillaceae
Exons: 1
Coding region: 1-2178 (725 amino acids)
Source: RefSeq, a predicted model, not a curated record
AUGGCCAACAACAGCCCCACCGAUUACAAGAAACUAUUUUUGCAGGCCGAAGGGCGUCGGAGACAGGAAGAGGAGAGACGGAAGCAGGCUGAAGAACGAGAAAAAAUUGCCGAGGACAAAGAGAGGCAGGAGAGGGAGCGCAACCGACGAACAACAUUUAUAGAACUCAUACGCUUCUGCCACAGCUUACUCUCCCGGCCGUUGAGGGUUGAAACACCAUCUCGCUCGACUACAGGGAACAUACCCCUUCCCACCGGGAAGUACUGUCCCACGCGACUAGCACCGUGGACUGAUUGUUCAGCUCGACAACAAAAGAUCUACAGCUCUGUGUGCAAUUACCUACAGCCAACCGAGGAAGCCCGAGCAAGAUUGUUCACACCCUUGAUUGCGCUUAAGGAGGAUGCUAGAAGAUUCGAUCUCCGGCCAAUUAGCAGUGAACAGGGCCUCGAGAACUACGAGCGAAUCGCUGUGGAAGAUCAUGUCCGUGAUAUAAUUGCAGAGCUAUGCAAAAUCGACGCUGCUCGAGAUGAGUUUGGACUUGGAGAUGGAGUCUGGUUCGACAAUCACACCAACUCUUUCAACCCACACGGCGGUAGCGAAGCAAUUGCAAACCAGCCAUCGGGCGUACAUCACCCUCGACCUGACCAGUUCUGUAUCCACCGAGUCGAUGGCAAAACCAACACCCUCCUCACUACGGUUGAAUACAAGCCGCCCCACAAGCUUUCUAUCGAGGCCCUUCGCGUAGGGCUCAGGGAAAUGGAUUUGUGGAAAUGCAUGGUCAGAUCAAACAAAAUCACUACAGAUCGCGCUGAGAAAUUGAAAUAUAACGCAGAGCGGCUCGUAUGCUCCGCCAUUGUUCAGGAGUAUCAUGUGAUGAUUCAGGAGGGACUUGAGUACUCCUAUGUCACGAAUGGGGUCGCCCGUGUCCUUCUCCGCGUUCCAUACGACGAUCCUAGCACAUUGUACUACUUUCUCUGUGAUCCUAAUAACGAACAAGGUCUCGAAGAGCCGAAGACAUCUAUUGCUAGAGUUCUAUGUUUGUGCUUAAUGGCGUUCCGUUCCCCUAUUCGUGAUCAGGAAUGGAGAAAUUCCGCACGGUCGCGGCUUCCUUUAUGGACAACUAGCUUUGACCACGCUCGUUCUCAGAUCCCUAAGGAAGUCUUGCAGCAAAUCGCUCCGCAUUCCGAUAGUACCAACUCGGAGUAUGUGAGUCCAGAAACGAGUACAGACUACCAACCAUCAUCGCCUCCACUAGAGUCUCCAACAGUAAGUCGCCGAGUGCCCACGAGGUCUCGAGCUAGCUGUGCACCCUUAGAUAUCCGACACCGGACGCAAUCGCCAGACUCAUCAGGCUCGGACUCGAAUCAAGCCCCUGGGCGCAAACGGGGCUUCAGCCAAGUCACACCGUCCCCUUCUGCGCAAAGAGCGGCUCGUCAACGCGGGGCUAGGAAAGACCAAGGCAGCCAUUCUAAAAGCCAUGACGCCCAAUUUUGCACCCAGCGAUGUCUAUUCGGCCUGCAGACUGGAGGUAUUCUAGACGACGGUUGUCCGAACGUGGAGCUCCAUCGUCGGGGUCAAGAUGUCAUCAAACAUACUAUCGCCUCAGAUGAUUUAGUGCGUUUACUAAAAGCACAGCUAGAUGAAAACAUUGACCGAUGCACACCCCUUGGAAAUUGCGGGGCAUAUGGUGCGCCAUUUAAACUCAUUUGUGCUAUAUAUGGCUAUGUUGUCGUUGGAAAAGGGACUUCGUCGGAUCUCUGGAAAGAAGUCUCCCGCGAAGCGCAGGUAUAUCAAAUCUUACGGAAGGCUCAAGCAUCCGCUGUGCCUAUUUUCCUCGGUACAAUUGACUUGGCAAAAACUUAUUUUCUCCAUGGGGCUGGAGAGAUUCGUCACAUGCUCGUCAUGGGCUGGGGGGGCGAUAGCACAGCAACGAUGGAGCUGACGCCGGGACUUCUCAAUCAUAUUCACAAAUCGAAUAAGGAAAUCAAAGCCUUGGGAAUCGUCCACGAAGACCUUCGGCUUGAUAACGUCCUUUGGAAUGAAGAGCUCGGGCGGGCGUUAAUAAUCGACUUUCACCGCUCUACAUUGAAAUAUCGGCCAGCUCCAGAGCGAUCACGAGGAAAGAGACCUCUGUUGCGAACAGAGCCAGGCGAUGCAAAGCGUUUACGCAUUGUAUGA